AUGUGUAGGCAAUUUAACAGUCGCGGAAGAAUACUGCGCAGCAGCAUUUCUUUGACGGUAUUGCUCUUUACCAUAUGCGUUGUCACAUCUCUCUUGACAACGCUCUCCAACAACUCAGAGAGAGCCGGCAAAAGGGAAAUCAACGUUCCGAAAACAGCUAUAGCCAAUAAAGGUCAACAUCUCUCAGAGCACCCUCUGUGGGUGAAACAGUCGCUAACUUACGUCCCAGCUCCCGUCGUUAGCGCAUGGGAGGAGCGACGGUACUUGGUGGUAAUCGGCAUCCCCUCCAUAGACCUGGACGUGAGACGGCGCCGCCGCGACCUGCAACGGGCAGCAUGCUGGACAUACGCCGGCGUUGCAGUACGUGCGAACGGUUUCUCUGGUGAAAUGCUGCCGCUGUACAUCCUUGCGCGACAUCCCGAAAAUGGCUACACUUAUACCAAGGCACUGGUGGAGGAAGCUACUCAAUGGAGUGACAUCUUAACGUUGCCAAUGAACGAGGGCCGGCCGUCAGGUAGGAAGCGUGUGGGUCAAGGUGGGAAGUGGGGCAUUGAUGCGGAGAUUGGCAUGAGCCGCAAGACAUUCUUGUGGUUUGACAUGUCAGUGUGCUUAUUUCCGUAUGCCCCGUAUAUUGCGAAGGCAGAUGACGAUAUGUUCCUACGCGUUCCUCAGUAUCUAGCAGACUUACGCAACCUACCUCGCCGUGGGCUAUACUGGGGUACGAUAGACGUGCUCAGCGUGCAAGGUUUCCGAUUUAAUUAUGCUUAUGGCGCGUGCUAUACUCUAGGACGUGACGUCGCGGAACGUUUUGUCUCGUAUAAGCCCCUUCGAACAAUAAUCCACGUCCCCUACACAGCAAUACGUGACGAAGAGUUCCAGUCUCUCUGUGUCAUGGUUGAAGACGCAAUGGUAGGGAUUACAUUGCGGAGGGCCAUGUAUCAUACGAAUAUAACCUACGUUCACGAGCCUAAGUGCUCGUUUCACGAUGUGCACGCCGGUACAACGUUGGGAGCCGUGACAAAAAGCUCCAUUAUGGUACACCAUGUAAAUGAGAGUGACUACAACGAGUUGAGGCGGCGGUUCAACAAUGAGAAGAACACCUCGCACCGCUCGCUAACGGGCAGCCAGGGACCUCUCCGGGAAAUGAGUUGUUUGUAG
Messenger RNA from Trypanosoma brucei brucei TREU927, 1158 nucleotides. RefSeq names its product UDP-Gal or UDP-GlcNAc-dependent glycosyltransferase, putative. The transcript has a single exon. The record is from RefSeq and is a predicted model, not a curated record. Gene Ontology annotation, molecular function: hexosyltransferase activity. Lineage: Eukaryota; Euglenozoa; Kinetoplastea; Trypanosomatida; Trypanosomatidae. Gene Ontology annotation, cellular component: membrane. Bases 1 to 1158 code for a protein of 385 amino acids.